AUGUUGAAAUUAAAUUUGGUCGUAAUUUUCUCUAUUGUGUCUGGAAUUCGGGGUUACAUACUACCUGCCUAUGACUUUUACCUGCCGAACCCUAAGAUCGUAGGCGGCGAGAAUGCCCCAGAGGGUUCAAUACCGUAUCAGGCCUCGCUAAGGAGUAUGUCAAAUUCGCACUUUUGUGGUGGUACUAUUUUAAGUGACAGAUGGAUACUCACAGCGGCUCACUGUACUGUUGGAAAGACAGAUCGCACUAUGAUCGUGGUCGUCGGGACCAAUAGUCUUCUGGCUGGCGGCGGUCAGUAUAACGUGGAGAAAAUUGUGGUUCACGAGCAUUACGAUGGGGUUCUGAUCUAUAACGACGUCAGCUUGGUCAAGGUGGCUACGGAGAUAGAGUUCAGUGAACGAGUUCAGCCCAUCGAGCUGCCCCAGGAGAACACAAACGCUGGAGCUGACCUAUUGCUCAGCGGCUGGGGAAGAUUAUCUUAUCCAGGAGUCUUGCCUGUCCAGCUGCAAAUGAUUAAUUUGGUGUCCUUGGGCGUAGAGGAGUGUCAGAAAAUUUACGAACACAUAAACCCCGUAUACGAUAGUCAGAUUUGUUCACUCACUAAAAGGGGCGAAGGCGCGUGUCAUGGAGACUCAGGUGGGCCGUUGGUGGAAGAUGGCAAGGUAGUGGGUAUCGUAUCCUGGGGUAUGCCCUGCGCCAGGGGCUACCCAGACGUAUAUACCCGAGUUUAUUCGUUCAAGGACUGGAUCGUUGACAAAAUGUCGGGACAGACAACGGAUGGAGCAGAAAAGCUCAUUGUGAUGAGUAAA
Messenger RNA from Iphiclides podalirius (scarce swallowtail), 810 nucleotides. NCBI's taxonomy places the organism in Eukaryota, Metazoa, Arthropoda, Insecta, Lepidoptera, Papilionidae. The record is from the annotation of a GenBank genome assembly.